This is a messenger RNA of Oncorhynchus keta (chum salmon), 1384 nucleotides long. Its product is annotated as poly(ADP-ribose) glycohydrolase-like. Bases 24 to 251 code for a protein of 75 amino acids. The transcript is spliced from 3 exons. Lineage: Eukaryota; Metazoa; Chordata; Actinopteri; Salmoniformes; Salmonidae. The record is from RefSeq and is a predicted model, not a curated record.
AACUUAAAGCUCUGGUACAGCUGAUGGCUGCAGCCAGGGCCAAGAGGGGCGUGGCCUUCUUCACAUUCAAUAACUUCAUCUUGGAGAGAGAGCUGCAGGACAUGUACCACCUACUGUUCACACACAGAACUACAGUGGGUGAGCUGUAUGAGUUGCUGGUUGACUACUGUGCUGUGAUACAGUUGGCUCACACACAUGCGGACCUGUUUGACUGGAUCAGGAAUAACCUGAAACACAGGAGUCAGCUGUGAGGACACAUCUACAUACUGUGACAAGAGAUUAAAAGAAUCUGCCCACUCCAUCAAGCAAUGGGUACAACAACACAGGGCAUUCACGGGACCUCAUGGAACCACGGACCACACCUGCAGAAACUGGACAACAGGGAGAAGCAGAGGAGAUACCUAUCAUAGACUUCUCCCAGCUGACGCUUGACAUACCACCUACGCCACCUCCAGUGGUAGAAACAACCAGCUGGUAUGAUUGAGUGGAAUCAGCCAACAGUAACACGGAAGCAGCAAUGUGAGAGUCAGUAGUGCAUGACCUUAAAGGGUAAUAAUAGGAAGCUUCCGUUUAACACACAGGCCUAAGAUUACGUAGGUCUACAGCCCCAGUGGGAACUUCCCUUUAAAAGAUAUAUAAAGAGAACAGAGAUCAUAAGACAGCAUGAUCCUCGUUAACAUGUGAGACAGACUUCAUAUGGAGGAUCAUCACAGGUAAAUUUACUAUUGCACUAUACGCUUUUUGUUAGACUAUAACAAUAUUAGAGAAUUGGAUUAUUUUGUCUAUGUACUUAUUGGAUCACGAUCUGAAUAUACUUGGUUGAACUUGGUGACCCCGAGACUGAGUCUAAGAAAAACAGAGGUCUAAACACCUCUUGAAUACAGACAAAGUGGCGGUCACUCAGUGAGACAUCAGGUACAGAUGUGAUUGGCAAUACAAGGAAACAGCAAAAUACCAGUUACAAUAUAUUGAGUCCAUACACAGAGUUGUAAGUGUAUUAAGAUAUUAGAAUUGGGAAUCUAGCGCUGUAGCUGCGAGAAUACCGAUUACGGGAAAGUGACCAAGGGACUGAGCAUUUAAGGUAAUUGAACUAUUUUCGCUAUUUAGUCAAUAUUGUUAGAAGUGUUAAUGCAUUUAAAGUUUUGCAAUAUUAUCUGGCAUAGCUUAAAGCAUUAAGGAUUGAUUGAGCAUUAUUGUUGUAUUGAGAAACUGUAUAACCAUUGAAUUGUAAUGAUGUGUAUAAGACAAAAACAGAGUGACUUAAUAAAAGCUUGAAACUUUGACAACUAGGCCAGAUUAACGAUCUGGAGAGCAAACGCCUUGACACUCUCACUGAACAGAAAGUGACCCUGGUUAUAGGUUAAAGUGAUUGCACUAAAGAAUA